AUGAAUAAUCAAUCUUCACGAGUAUCAAUUUCAUAUUCUACUGAACAGCAUAAUCAAGAACAAUUGAAUACAAUUGAAAAUGAUAUUCAACCUAUGGCCGAUGUAACACUUCAAACAGUUCAUAUUACAUAUAGAUCUUUAUAUAGUAUCGUUAGAAUAGUUCAGGCUGUAUUCAAAUUUCCAAAUUAUUGUCGUCAAAUAAUACAAAAAUAUCAUCGACGUCGUGUAGAUAUACAACGAACAAAUUCAUUUCUUAAACAAAGUGUUCUAUCAAAUACAAAUGAAAUAAAUGAAGAUGAACAUAGUAAAAAUUGGAUUGUUGAUCCAUCACAAUCAUUCUAUUAUUAUUGGUCAUCAAUUGUUUCUUUAGCAGUUCUAUAUAAUUUUAUAAUACUUAUUGGUCGUACUGCUUUUUUACUUCUUCAAGAACGUCUUUUAAUUAUUUGGCUUAUUUGUGAUUAUGUUUGUGAUCUUUGUUAUAUUAUUGAUACAUUUAUACAAACACGAAAAGGUUAUCUUGAACAAGGUAUUAUUGUUCGUGAUUUAGAAAAAUUACGAAGACAUUAUAAAAAAAGUCGUAGAUUUCUAUAUGAUAUUAUAUCAUUAUUACCAACAGAUCUAUUAUAUUUUAUUCCAAAAUUUUAUCUUUUACCAUCAUUACGUUUCAAUCGUUUAUUUCGUGUUUAUCGUUAUUUUGAAAUUUUUAAUAAAAUUGAAACACAAACAAAUCAUCCAAAUAUAUUUCGUCUUGUUUCAUUAUUAACAACUAUUAUUAUAUUAAUACAUUGGAAUGCUUGUUUUUAUUUUAUGAUUAGCCGUUGGAUUGGUUAUUCAAGUGAUUCUUGGGUUUAUAAUAUGACAAAACCAACAGCAACAACAUUAACAACACAAUAUUUAUAUUGUUUUUUUUGGUCAACACUUGUGUUAACUAAUAUUGGUGAAGUACCACCACCAAAAACAAAUAUUGAAACUCUCUUCGUUACUGCUGAUUUUCUUACAGGUGUUAUAGUUUUUGCUACAAUUGUUGGUAAUGUUGGUUCAAUAAUUACUAGUAUGAAUGCUGUACGUGCUGAUUUUCGUCAAAAAGUUGAUCAAGUUAAACAAUAUAUGACAUUUCGAAAAGUUGGAAAUGAACUUGAACGACGUGUUAUUACUUGGUUUGAUUAUUUAUGGUUACAAAAACAAGUUGUGAAUGAAGAACUUGUAUUAGAUUCAUUACCACAAAAAUUACGUUUUGAAAUCGCUGUACAUAUACAUUUGGCUGCAUUAAAACGUGUACCAAUAUUUGCUGAAGCUCAACCUGGUCUACUUGUUGAACUUGUUACAAGACUUAAAUUACAAAUUUUUAGUCCAGGAGAUUAUGUUUGUGAUAUUGGUAAAGAAAUGUAUAUUAUAAAACGUGGACGAUUAAAUGUUGUAUCAGAUGAUGGUAAUAAAAUAUUUGUUACACUUGAAGAAGGUAGUGUUUUUGGUGAAAUAUCUAUUCUUAAUAUUCCAGGAAGUAAAACUGGAAAUCAUCGUACAGCUAAUAUUCGAAGUGUUGGUUAUUCAGAUUUAUUUUGUUUAACAAAACAAGAUUUAUGGGAAGUAUUAGCUGAAUAUCCAUCAGCUCGUAAUACAUUAAUUGAACGUGGAAAAGCACAUUUACAUAAAGAUAAUUUAUUAGAUGAAGAUGUAGCACAAAUAGUUCAACAAGAUCAAGCAAUUAUACCAGAAAAAGUAAUAGAAUUACAAAAAAAUAUUGAUUAUCUAGAAACACGAAUGGCACGUAUUAUGAGUGAAUAUAAAUCUAAUAUGACUAAACUUAAUCAACGUUUACAAAUUAUUGAACAAUUAACUGAAGAAAAUUUCAAUAAUCAAGAUUGA
Molecule: messenger RNA, 1866 nt
Organism: Rotaria sp. Silwood1
Lineage: Eukaryota; Metazoa; Rotifera; Eurotatoria; Philodinida; Philodinidae
Source: the annotation of a GenBank genome assembly